Tachysurus vachellii is the source of this 1234-nucleotide messenger RNA. It is a transcript of the gene tpk1, whose product is annotated as thiamin pyrophosphokinase 1. Lineage: Eukaryota; Metazoa; Chordata; Actinopteri; Siluriformes; Bagridae. Gene Ontology annotation, biological process: thiamine metabolic process; thiamine diphosphate biosynthetic process. The record is from RefSeq and is a predicted model, not a curated record. The coding region runs from base 386 to 1144 and encodes 252 amino acids. The transcript has 8 exons. Gene Ontology annotation, molecular function: ATP binding; thiamine diphosphokinase activity; thiamine binding.
UGUUCGUUAUUACGUUCGGGUUUUGAGAUUUAGCUUAUACAUAAGCUGCAUAAUACAUAAGCGUUUAACGACACGGGGUUUAACCUAUGAACUUUCCUGCUGGUGAAGUAAACAAUUCAUCAGUAAAGUCAUUCAUUCAGCACGCGCGCGCUCACUCACGCACGCACGCACGCACGCACGCGCACAUUGCACCACAAGCUCGAGCGUGCAUUUUUUUCCUGUCAGUUUCUGUCAGAAACUCGGUUUAACUCGAACUAUACACGUAUCUGCUCAAAAUAGAUUUGUAAUAACAAUUUAGCUGUGUUUGUUACAUGUACAGGUUUGUUUUAGGAAAGUGAAGUUUGUUUUUCAGCUAGUAAACUGUAGCUGAGGGAAAGUCAGUGACAUGGAUGAAGAGUUCACUCCAUUAGACUGUCUUCUGUCCACAGGAACCCAAAAGAUUGGCCUGGUCAUCUUGAAUCAGCCGCUGGAACCUCACUUCUUCCAUGCGCUCUGGAAUAAAGCUGUGAUACGAGCAUGCGCAGACGGCGGAGCCAACCACCUAUACCGAAUGACCGAGGGCCAAAGGGAAAGCAGUUUUCUACCAGAUUAUAUAAGUGGAGACUUUGAUUCAAUUACACCUGAGGUCAAGAAUUUCUACUCAAAGAAGGAGUGCAAGCUGAUAUUAACCGCUGAUCAGGAUCUAACAGACUUCACUAAGUGUUUGACCCUAAUGCUGGACGAGAUCAAGGAGCGACGAGUGCAGGUGAACACCAUAGUCACGCUGGGAGGCUUAGGUGGGCGACUCGAUCAGAUCAUGGCUACAGUGGAGACGCUUUUUCACAUUCAGAAGAUGUCAGAGAUCCCUGUGGUGGUCAUCCAGGGUUCCUCACUGGCCUGUCUUCUACGAGAGGGCAGGAAACACCGGCUGUGUGUGAACACGGGAUUGGAGGCUGAGUGGUGCGGUUUGAUCCCAGUGGGCGGCUCCUGCCUCACCAGCACCUCAGGGCUCAAAUGGAACCUGGAUAAUCAGGUGUUGGAAUUCGGGAAGCUCGUCAGCACAUCAAAUACAUACGAAGAGCUUGACACUGAAAACGAGAGAAAACCUGUGACCAUCAGCACAGACAGACCUCUCCUAUGGACUAUGGGUAUCAAAACAGAGUAAAUAAAUCAAAUAAAUAGGAAGUUCAUACAUGUGCCUUAUGAUAGCCAUGCAGCUUUUUAAUGAAAAAAUAAAAAGACAAUUGACUUUUGA